Messenger RNA from Salvia splendens (bonfire salvia), 1822 nucleotides. Its product is annotated as ATP synthase mitochondrial F1 complex assembly factor 2. Lineage: Eukaryota; Viridiplantae; Streptophyta; Magnoliopsida; Lamiales; Lamiaceae. The coding region runs from base 63 to 1037 and encodes 324 amino acids. The transcript is spliced from 4 exons. Gene Ontology annotation, cellular component: mitochondrion. Gene Ontology annotation, biological process: mitochondrial proton-transporting ATP synthase complex assembly. The record is from RefSeq and is a predicted model, not a curated record.
CACACUCACUCAAUCACUCUCUCUCUCACACACAAACACACAUCAGUUCUCUGAAAGCGAAGAUGGCAUCAUGGAUGGCCGGAAAAGCCCUAAAAGCCCUAAAUCCCUUCGCUCUGAGAACCCUCACCUCCUCCGCGCGCAGCUUCAGUGUCGCCGUGGCAUCCGGCGACUCCGAGAGCGAUCAUUCAUCAUUCACCUUCUCCUCCAAAGAUCCAAAACCCGGCGAGGGAGACGACACAAUAUACGUGAAGGGGCGGGAAAGGGCGUCCGGUUCCGUGAGCAUGCCGAUGUCGUUCAUGACAGGCUCGAUUGUCGGGAAACGGUUCUACAAUGAGGUGUCGACGAAAGAAGCCGACGACGGGAUUGGGUGGAGCGUCAUGCUGGAUUACAGGACGCUCAAAACCCCCUCAAAGAGGAAUCUCAAGUGCCCAACCCUAGCUCUGGCUAAGGCCAUUGCAGCUGAGUGGGAGUACCAGCUAGCAGAUGGAAUUAGACCAUUUACGAUGCCUCUGAUGAAGCUUGCUUGUACUGCAUUGGAAAGAGUACCGGUCACUAGGACAAAGGUAAUAGAAAAUCUGAUGCAAAAGUUCCAUCAAGAUCUGGUAUUUUGUCGUGCUCCCCGAGACAAUGAUCUUACAAGGGAUCUCCGAGAAUUGCAGGUGGAGAAAUUCAGUCCCCUAAUUAAAUGGGUGGAAUCGGAAUUUGGCUAUAAGCCGGUUGUGUACACUAGUUUCUUUGGUGGAAAGCAGGAAGAUGGUCUUGUUAAGGCUUUUGAGAACGUUCUUAAGAAAACAGAUGAUUAUGAACUAGCUGCAAUCGAUGCAAUUGCUGCUGCUGCACACUCUUUGAUCAUUGCAGUUGGCAUGUUUCGUGGGAAGUUGAGUAUUGAGCAAGCGAUUGAGUUGAUAAGACUGGAGGAAGAUUUACAGGUUGAUAGGUGGGGUUUGGUUGAAGGGGGCCAUGAUCUUGAUAUUGCCGAUCUUAGAGUUCAAAUUUCGUCUGCAGCUGUGUUUUUAGGACUUACAAGAAAACAUUAAUAUCUGCCUUAAUUAUAGUCAGAUCAAGGAUCGCCUUUGCAGCACUGGAUGCAGACCGGUGGCUGUGUCGUGAUAUCACAGUAACAGCAGGCUACAUCACAGUCACUGCUACAACCUGCAAGUAAAGCAACCAUCAGAGUAGUUUAGCAAAUACUAGAAGAGUAAGAUGUAUUCACGUCGAGCUAUGCAGAGCGCACCGGUUAGAGUAACGUAUUCAGACAUUCUUAGGGUUUGAGGGUUCACAAGGAGGGGGAGACGGGCAUUUGCUCCGGUAACUCGUGAUACUGGGUGAUGAAAGAUCACUAGAAUGAUCACAUAAACAGCAGCUAAAUUUGUGAUCUUUGUGAACAUGAUGGGUUGUGUGGUUAGUUCUUAGGUUGUUGAGGAUGUUAUGAGUCUAUAUAUAUAAUGGGACCAUAUUUUACAACAUUGUCAUCCAUAAACUGUGCCAAGAUUAAGAAUUGGGUGUUCAGAAAAGAAUUCUGAUAAGAAUUGAGCCCAUUCUAAUCGUAUGUGUGGAGGCCCCAUCUUUUAAUGAGGCAUCUUGUUUUUGCCGGGAGUUUAAUUUGAACCCGAGAGAGAGAGGUGAGUGAGUCGAGCUCGAUUUAGCUGUACUCGGGUUGGUAGUCUCGCAAGGCUUCAACUCGAGCUUGACAUUACUCGAAUUGGCCUUAUUAUGGUAUGUCAAGCUUGAGUCUAGGGUUAAUUGAGAUUCAGACAUGUUUUCAAUCUGAAAAAUUGAGUUGGGUUUUGCCCUUAAUUGAAGCUUACUAAACUUGGUACUA